AUGAAAAAUAAUCCUGAAUUUGGUGCGGCCUAUAAACAAAUAAUGAGUGAAUAUUUGCAGAAGCGAAUCGGUUCCGUAGCUGUUUGUGGGGACAUAAAGGAAAUGUUUCAUCAAGUUGUUGUUGCUGAGGAAGACAGGUGUUCGCAGAAGUUAUUGUGGCGAUAUGAUGCUAGUGGUCCACCGGAAGUGUAUGAGAUGCUUGUGAUGAUGUUUGGAGCUGCCUGUUCGCCCUGUAUUGCCUAUUAUGUGAAGGAAACAAAUGCAAUGGAGCAUCGAAAUCGUUUCCCUAGAGCCGUGAAGUCAAUUUUGGACCAUCAUUAUGUAGAUGACUUUGUAGAUAGUUUUGUAAAUCCGUCAAACGCCAUUGAAAUAGCCAUACAAGUUCGUGAAAUACAUAAAGCUGCUGGUUUGGAAAUGCUCAGGAGACAUAGUGUACUUUGGGACGAGAUGUUGCCCGCGUCAUUACAAGCGAUGUGGAAUAAAUGGCGCCAAGAGCUAAGAAAUGUUGUCCAUGUAAAGGUUCCACGAUUUUAUUUUGGAAAUGGUUUGCUCUUGGAGUUAGAGCUGCAUAUUUUUGUUGAUGCCAGUGAAGCUGAUUGA
Calliphora vicina (urban bluebottle blowfly) is the source of this 600-nucleotide messenger RNA. RefSeq lists its product as uncharacterized. The transcript is spliced from 2 exons. The record is from RefSeq and is a predicted model, not a curated record. NCBI's taxonomy places the organism in Eukaryota, Metazoa, Arthropoda, Insecta, Diptera, Calliphoridae. Bases 1 to 600 code for a protein of 199 amino acids.